GCCGGGGGGGGGGGAGCUGCCGGAUCGCUCGCCGAGGGCCGGGUUUCUGCUGACGCUGAGCGCACACACCUAUCCCAUGAUGCUGUUUCUGACGUCUCUCGCCUUUCCCCUCCCCAAGCAAAGCAAGGCAGGGUUCGUCGCCUGGUGGUAAGGAGCAAGAAGCCUUUGUUUUUCCAUUCCGGCUCUGCUCUUGGGGAAGACGAAACCGCUUUCUUUGGCUUCGAGGCGAGCCGGGAGCUCCGGGAAGAAUCUCGCCACCAUGGCCGCGUCCAUGAGGCAGAGGUUCGACAAGUUCCUGCACGAGAAGAACUGCCUGACCAACGUGCUGGGGAAAAUCGAGAGCAAGACUGGCGUGAACAGGUCUUACAUCGCCAUUGCCAUUGUUGCCGUGCUGGCCAUCUAUCUGGUGAUCGGCUAUGGAGCAUCCCUGCUUUGUAACCUGAUCGGGUUUGCUUAUCCUGCAUACAUCUCCAUCAAGGCCAUUGAAAGCCCUAACAAAGAUGACGACACACAGUGGCUGACCUACUGGGUUGUGUAUGGCAUCUUCAGCAUAGCAGAAUUUUUCUCUGAUAUCUUUCUCUCCUGGUUCCCUUUCUACUACAUGAUGAAGUGUGGAUUUCUGUUAUGGUGCAUGGCUCCAAGUCCCUCAAAUGGAGCAGAACUUCUUUACCACCGAAUUAUCCGCCCUUUCUUUCUGAAGCACGAGGCUCAGCUGGAUAAUGUAGUAAAGGAUUUGAAAGACAAAGCUGCAGAGACAGCAGACACCAUUACUAAAGAAGCUAAAAAAGCAACAAUAAAUUUACUGGGCGAGGAGAAGAAGAGCACUUAAAUCAGUUAACUGGGAGAUAAGUUUCCUUAUCUUUUCCCUUAUGCAGCUUGAUGUUGUUGGGGACCGUGAUAUAGUAAUUUGAAUAAUGUUGCCUUGUAAACAUUUUUUAUUUUAUUAAAGGAAUGUGUUGUAAGAUUGCUUGCUUUUGCAGUUCUCUGUAUUGAAAGUAAGCAUUUUUAUUUAAAACCAGUGCAGUGGGUAGCAUCUAAAGCUUACACAGAUUAGUUUGUCCAUCUUCCAAGCUGAGAUGGGAGAUGUAAGUACCGUCUUGUCUUGCAGUUAACGUAAACUUUAAAUAAAAUAUGCUCCAGGCUCUGACCAUUACACUUUG
Messenger RNA from Rhineura floridana, 1160 nucleotides. RefSeq names its product receptor accessory protein 5 (gene REEP5). Bases 260 to 829 code for a protein of 189 amino acids. The record is from RefSeq and is a predicted model, not a curated record. Lineage: Eukaryota; Metazoa; Chordata; Lepidosauria; Squamata; Rhineuridae. The transcript is spliced from 5 exons.